Messenger RNA from Corticium candelabrum, 1712 nucleotides. Its product is annotated as zinc finger MYM-type protein 1-like. The coding region runs from base 39 to 908 and encodes 289 amino acids. The record is from RefSeq and is a predicted model, not a curated record. Lineage: Eukaryota; Metazoa; Porifera; Homoscleromorpha; Homosclerophorida; Plakinidae. The transcript has a single exon.
ACGAUGAAGAGUUAAGAAGACACCUGGAAAUUCCUGCAAUGCGAUGUGCAACUUAUCUUUCUCCUCAAACACAAAAUGAGCCGAUUAAAGUCAUGGGAAACCACAUCCUCUUACAGAAAAUAAUAGGUGAUUUGACAGCUGCGCCCUAUUACGCCAUCCUUGCCGACGAGGUAACUUCGCAUAACGUUGAGCAUCUUGCCAUCCGCGCCAGGUUUGUUGACAGAAGUACUAAAGAGGUCAGAGAAGAGUUUUCGACGUUUUUGAAGUUGGACAGAAUUACUGGGGAGCGAAUUGCAGAUGGUAUCUUUGGCUUUCUGGAAGAGAAUAACAUACCACUUGCUACUAUGCGUGGUCAGGGCUACGACGGCGCAAGCUACAUGUCUUCAGAUCGAGUGGGUGUCCAAGCCAGGAUUAGACAUAAAGCUCAUUUAGUCACCUACGUACACUGCAGUGGCCACUGCCUUAACCUCGUGAUAAGCAAGUCACGUGCUCUUCCUGAAGUACGUAAUGUGAUCGAUUGCGUUAAAAAAUGCAGCCGUUUCUUUCUCAAUAGUCCAAAGAGAAGUGGUAUUCUAGAGAUUAUCAUCGACCACAUUGUGGUCAAUGAAGAGAGGAGGAAACCACUGAUCGAUCUGUGCAAGACGCGAUGGGCUGAGCGGCAUUCGGCUUAUCGGCACUUCUACCAAGGGUACGUAUUUGUGGUUGAAGCUCUAGAGAUGAUAGCUUUCCGCUAUCACUUGGAGAAAUAUGGGACUUCGUAUGCUGACUGGGACUAUGCAGGCCGCAAUGAAGCAAAGCAGAUUCUGCCCAGUGUUACUUCCUUUCAGUUUGUUGUUGUGUUUGUGACGAUAUAUCAGUACUUAUCACACCUUUCGGGCAUUACCGUGAAGCUGCAGCGCAUAACAUGAUAUCUGAAAUUGUGAGGACCUACAACAGCGAGCGCGCAAACGUUGAAAGCAGCUUUUCUCAAAUCUACAAAGUUAGUUCAGACAUGGCAAAAAAGGUUGGAAGUACAAUUGCAAUGCAAGGUAACAAAAUCGCAGCAAUAUUCCAGCUGCUUCUGUUCAAGAGUAUUUCCAGAAAAAUGUUGCAAUUCCCUUUCUUGAUCAUAUUAUUAUUAGCAUCAACCGGCAGUUCUCAAAGUCGGCAGUCACAGCCAUUUCCCUACUUGGUCUUGUACCAAGUAUCAUAUGUUCGCAAGAUGUCAACCUGGAGGAGGCGCCGAUCAAGUACAGAGAUGAUCUGCCAUCGCCUGAAUUGAUGGACGCGGAACUCAGGCGCUGGAGGAACAGGUAUAUGGCGAUGCCCCCAGAGAAGAGACCGUGCUCACCAGCAAAAGCCAUCAAAGAAUGUGACGCCACUGACUUCCCAAACAUCUCAGAUCUUUUGACCAUCGCCUGUACCAUGCCUGUCACCUCGUGUGAAUGUGAGAGAAGCGCCAGUGCUUUACGACGCCUAAACAACUAUAUGCGCGCAUCCAUGGGUAAGGACAGAUUGUCUCACCUUUCUCUCCUUCACAUCCACUACGAUGUACCAAUAGAUCUUGACAACGUAGUCGAUUAUUAUGCUCGCCUUCACCCUCGCAGACUCGAACUUGACUCGGUACUGUUACACUAAUGUUUUCUGCUAACUCUAAGUCUUACAUAUACAAUUAUGAAUACAGAUACGUAUUAUUAGAUAAUGUCCACGCAAUUGCAAAUACAAUUAUGUGA